GGAGUAACUAUAGUAUUUCCAAUUGUUUAUGGAAAUGUUGCAACUUUACUGCCACAAAAAAAAGUUCCAGAUUCAGAUCAUACACAUAAAUGGACCGUAUCAGUAAAAGGGAUCAACGGACAAGAAAUUGGUCAUUUCGUUAAAAAGGUUACUUUCAAAUUACACGAAACUUAUUCUAAUCCACAGAGGGUUGUCGAACAUCCUCCUUUUGAGAUUACGGAAACUGGAUGGGGUGAAUUUGAACUUUCAAUAAAACUUCAAUUUAUCGAAGGUAGUGAAAAACCUGUUACCCUUUAUCACAAUCUUCGUCUUCAUUCUUAUGAAGAUGAUGGCUCAAUUUCAACUUCAAGCAAGAAUAAACCGGUUCAAAGUUUUCAAUACGAUGAACUCGUAGAACAAGAUGAACUUCGUAAGAUUGAAGAGGCUUACAGAAAAGUUCAAGAACAGAUGACUAUAUAUAAAAAUAGAAAUGAUAAAAUAACAAAGGAAUUAGAAGAAGUUAAAGCAGAGUUAGAAC
This is a messenger RNA of Racocetra fulgida, 517 nucleotides long. NCBI's taxonomy places the organism in Eukaryota, Fungi, Glomeromycota, Glomeromycetes, Diversisporales, Gigasporaceae. The record is from the annotation of a GenBank genome assembly.